CACAACAAGCUUGUCUUGGGGAAACACAUGGGGAUUCACAUGGUGUUUACUUCCUUGAUUUGAUUCUCUGCGGAGAUAUCACGAGGUCUUCGACAUGAACUUACAGUGCUACAUUGGUAUCGUUAUUUUGAUUGCACUGAUUUCAGUCAUUGCCGAAGAGGACGACGAUCUAGCAACACGAGAGCCGUCUCUUUGUGAAGUGUGUAAGUUUUUGGUGACCGAACUCAAGGACCGACUUUUUGAAACUGGCAAGUCUCGAGAAAUUCUUCGUACAGGCCAGGGUUUAGAAAAUAAGAAGGAAGUAAAAUAUUCUUCAUCGGAAUUACGUCUGAUUGAAGCUCUCCAGGAGCCCCAUAUAUGUGAGCGCAUUCUAGACUACAACGUCCAUGCCGAGUUCAAAGGAGCCCAGCGUUUUAAAAAGGGCAUGAGCGAGACCAUGCAGACCCUUCAUGGACUGGUAGACAAGGGUGUCCAGGUUGUGCUGGGCAUACCGUAUGAGAUGUGGGACCAGCCGCCUGCCGAGGUGACGCUUAUGCAGAGGAAGUGUUUUACAUUGGUGGAGGAAUACGAAGAUGACAUUGAAGAAUGGUACUAUCACAGGCAGAAUGAAGACCUCAUGGACUACUUUUGCAGGGAAAGAGUUCUAAAACGUUCAGAUCAAGCUUGCCUGGAUGAGAAUUUACACGGAAAGGAGUCUAAGAACCUCAAAGGAGAUGCCGGAUCUAAAGGAAAGAAGAGUGGAAAGGACAAAAUAAGAAAGACUUCUAAAGAAGAAUUGUGAUGUUUCCUCUUAAAAGUCAUGUUGCCUUGUAGUCAUUUCUUAUCUUAGUCAAGUCACAGGAAUUUGGCAUUCUACCACUGACGGUUAUGGCUGGUGUAAGUGACUGUAACCCACCAGUCUCCAAUAUUGAGCUUGGAGAAAUUUGAUUGUUAACUGAAAAAUGUAGAUGAAAAGUUUUUUUUUAUAAAGGAUGAAUACAAAUAGUACAAAAUAAGUUUGAGUAAAUGUUAUGGUUGCGCCCCUCCCUCCCUAAAAAAAACAAAACGAGAGAGGGAGGGGAGCAUUUUUUAAAUACAAGUGCCUGACAAAGUGCAUGUCUGAGUGUUUGGGAAUGAAUACUUUAUUCCUCAUUAUUACUCAAGUAUAUUAUAGGAAUGACAGUGAUAAUUAAUAAGUUGCAGUCCUCCAAAAACUUUAAUCUGGACCAUAAUAAGAGGAUAUCAUGGUUUAAGCUGGACACCAGUUAUUAGCAAUUUGUGAAAAUUUGCUCAAAAUAUCAAAAGCCAUAUUCAAGUUUAUUUAGCCAGGCAGCUAAAAAGGUGGUAGAUCUACAAACCACAAGUUAUUUUCAAAUUAGCUUUUUGGCAAAUUAAUGAUAAAAAUAUAUUCAUCAAACUGGCCUCAGUGGCGUCAUCGUUAUGUCAUUGGACAUAAGGCUGGUAGGUACUGGUUUCAUAGCCCGGUACCGGCUCCCACUCGGAGGGAGUGUUAAC
This is a messenger RNA of Gigantopelta aegis, 1494 nucleotides long. Its product is annotated as protein canopy homolog 4-like. The coding region runs from base 95 to 781 and encodes 228 amino acids. The transcript is spliced from 7 exons. The record is from RefSeq and is a predicted model, not a curated record. NCBI's taxonomy places the organism in Eukaryota, Metazoa, Mollusca, Gastropoda, Neomphalida, Peltospiridae.